ACACAAUCAGGACAGUUUGAGACCUGAGACUGGUGGGGUUCUCCCGGAAUGUCCCUGCAGCACAAAGGUGGCAUUAAAUGAUAGGGACGGAUGGACAGACGGAUGGAUGGAGGGAAAAACUGCCUAGAUCUCAAAAGAGCAGCGUGUGCUGGUGCUGAAUUUGGACCCAUACGAGCUCAGAUGAGGGUUUUGUCACCUCCAGUCAGCACGAUGACAAGGAGGGGAAGUGAACCUCGAGGAUGGGAUGCACCCUCCUGCUAGAAAUAAUAGCUAAGAUGUUUUUGCCCAUAGGAAACAGGGCCAAAAAGCAGACACAGGUCCUAUCGCCUGCGCUCCCUUAUGCAGGAGCUUGGCAGGAUGGGCACUCAGCAAAAAACCCAAGCAGGGUUUGAGCAAAAAGUCCCUCUUUUCACACAGCAGAAGCCAAUCUGCAGCCUGUGCUACGCGUGCACAUUUAAUCAUCUUAUUUUCAAAAUACCAAAAGCAAUUAGGCGUUAUUAUGGAACCAUCACUUGCCAAUUUUUUUUUUUUUUAAGUCGAAGCUACAGAAUUUCCUGGAAUUCUUGAUCUCUUUUCAUGCCAAAUUCAGAAGGGGGAAAAAUAAAGGCCUUGACAAUUCUCCUCUUCCCUUCCUAAACAGCUAUAAACAUCUCUGCUUCAAGGCCAAAACAUCCUGGAGCCGUUCUGCUCUACCUGGAGCCAUGCAGGCAGUGCAACCAGGAGCUCUUUGCCUCCCACUGCCAUCCCAGCAAGCUCCCCUCCUUCCACCUGAAACCCCUCCAUCUUUGCACCCAUGCUUCAACAUCAGCCACUUCUGACAUCAUCCAGGCUUGCAGAAACCAUUUUGCCAGCCAUGGUGCUCACAUGGUAAAUUCAGCAGCAGCAGCAAGGAAAACCAGCAGAUUCUGACAUCACCUCUCCAAAAGGAAACAAGGCUUUCAGAACGCGCGCUUCACCACCCCAAUUUCACGCUCUUCCUUUGGAUUGCACCCACAGUGAUGUCUUUACAGAUGGGGAGAUGGGGGGGUGAAGCCCCACUUGGUGCUGCCAUCCCCCCCAAAUCCUGCUUAUUGCUGCCAUUUCUUUCCCCUUCACACAGGAGGGGCAGCUCCAGCAGAACGCGCUCUAUUGGCACGGCUGGCAGCAAAUGCAACCCGUGCUGCCCGGACACCAGAGCUGGGGCUCAACUUGAAGGCUGAGCCAAAGGUUGGUUCUCAAGGCCACUCUUUGAAGGCUCCUGAGGAUUCUUCCCAGUUGUUUUGCUAUUUCUGUCCACUGCCCUUGUUUGCAUUUCGUACGACGCAGGCAAAAAAAACGUGCCAUGCUCUUGCAGUGGGGAAGGGACCGGCUUUGCCUUUUUUUGGAAGCUGUAUUUUUUGCAAAAUUCUUUCCCCAAAUCUUUUGUUUCGCCGAGGCAGCUGGAAAGUUGAGUCUCCCUCCUUGCUUAAAAAAGAGAUUUUCCUCCCCCCUGUCUCUUUCUCUUUCAGAGGCAAAGUGGAAAACAUUGUUCCAUGAGCCAUGGAAGCAAUGAAGCUGUGUUUCCUACAGAUGCGUGCAGCAGGAGCUGUGCUGGGGAGACUCUCUGGUGUCUAAUAAGGGGCUGUGCCCAUGCUGUGGUGUUUCUCCUCACCGUGGCCAGCUGUCCCACCCAUCUCUGUUCACAAAACUUAAAGGAAAUCCCUCCUUCCUAAAACCUACAGCGCUGAAAACGCAAGGGAAAACGACCUCUUCUCACUUAAAAGCCCAUUUCAACUGAGUUUCUUCACCUGAAAAAAACGCCAAAGGAUAAAACCAGGGUGAGGACAUCACCUCACAAAGGAAAAAGACAAAUAAAGCCUUUUCCUGGUUUGGUGGCUGCUGACACCCUGUUCAGGAGCGGGUUUUAACCCGAGGAGGGUGGGAGAGCAGCAGGAAACCCUUAGCAUGUGAGAGGAAGCGAUGCUCGGCCAGGAUGCAGCCGACUUCCCUUAAAGGAGGGUGGCUGCAAUUUAAGCAACUCCUGACUUUGGGGAAGGAUGGAAACGAUCAGGACACGGCGCCCCUGCACCUCCUGCAGCAACGGAACUGGGAAGCAAAGCAGGAGCCAGCCACACAGCCAGGGAAAGCAGAGGAUGCGCUGCCUGACCUGGAGCAUCCCCACAGCCCUGCCCCGUCCCCGUCCCUCACCAGGAGCUGGCACAUCAGCUGGGCUUCGGGAAACGAGAAGCGACAGCGAGGAGCAAAGCCGGCGUGAUCCGCAGCCGGGCGCGCACGUGGCACUCAGCGUGCCUGUCUGAGGCCUCGGCCGGGCCCUGCGAUUAAGGACCCCCCCCCCUUUUCUCCCCCUCACUGCAGUCAGAGAGAUUUUCUCAGACUUAAAAGCUUGCAGCAGUCAGGACUGAGGCUAGGCAGGGAGCGGAGGGGCUCAAACCCCUCCUGCUGCACUGAGUGCCUCAUCCCAAGAGCUUGGCUUCACUGCUGCCAACCCCGAAUCCCUGUGCCAUGCAAGGCUCCGCUGCCACCAGAUCUGAAUCCCUGUGCCAUGCAAGGCUUCACUGCUGCAAGCUGAAUCCCUGUGCCAUGCAAAGCCCCACUGCCACCAGAUCUGAAUCCCUGUGCCAUGCAAGGCUCCACUGCUGCAAGCUGAGUCCCUGUGCCAUGCAAAGUCCCACUGCCACCAGAUCUGAAUCCCUGUGCCAUGCAAGGCUCCACUGCUGCAAGCUGAAUCCCUGUGCCAUGCAAAGCCCCACUGCCACCAGAUCUGAAUCCCUGUGCCAUGCAAGGCUCCACUGCUGCAAGCUGAAUCCCUGUGCCAUGCAAAGCCCCACUGCCACCAGAUCUGAAUCCCUGUGCCAUGCAAGGCUUCACUGCUGCAAGCUGAAUCCCUGUGCCAUGCAAAGCCCCACUGCCACCAGAUCUGAAUCCCUGUGCCAUGCAAGGCUUCACUGCUGCAAGCUGAAUCCCUGUGCCAUGCAAAGCCCCACUGCCACCAGAUCUGAAUCCCUGUGCCAUGCAAGGCUCCACUGCUGUCUGCUGAGUCCCUGUGCCAUGCAAAGCCCCACUGCCACCAGAUCUGAAUCCCUGUGCCAUGCAAGGCUCCACUGCUGUCUGCUGAAUCCCUGUGCCGUGCAAAGCCCCACUGCCACCAGAUCUGAAUCCCUGUGCCAUGCAAGGCUUCACUGCUGCAAGCUGAGUCCCUGUGCCAUGCAAAGCCCCACUGCCACCAGAUCUGAAUCCCUGUGCCAUGCAAGGCUCCACUGCUGUCUGCUGAGUCCCUGCACCGUGCAAAGCCCCACUGCCACCAGAUCUGAAUCCCUGUGCCAUGCAAGGCUCCACUGCUGCAAGCUGAGUCCCUGUGCCAUGCAAAGUCCCACUGCCACCAGAUCUGAAUCCCUGUGCCAUGCAAGGCUCCACUGCUGCAAGCUGAAUCCCUGUGCCAUGCAAAGCCCCACUGCCACCAGAUCUGAAUCCCUGUGCCAUGCAAGGCUCCACUGCUGUCUGCUGAGUCCCUGCACCGUGCAAAGCCCCACUGCCACCAGAUCUGAAUCCCUGUGCCAUGCAAGGCUCCACUGCUGCAAGCUGAAUCCCUGUGCUAUGCAAAGCCCCACUGCCACCAGAUCUGAAUCCCUGUGCCAUGCAAGGCUCCACUGCUGCAAGCUGAGUCCCUGUGCCAUGCAAAGUCCCACUGCCACCAGAUCUGAAUCCCUGUGCCAUGCAAGGCUUCACUGCUGCAAGCUGAAUCCCUGUGCCAUGCAAAGCCCCACUGCCACCAGAUCUGAAUCCCUGUGCCAUGCAAGGCUCCACUGCUGUCUGCUGAGUCCCUGUGCCAUGCAAAGCCCCACUGCCACCAGAUCUGAAUCCCUGUGCCAUGCAAGGCUCCACUGCUGUCUGCUGAAUCCCUGUGCCGUGCAAAGCCCCACUGCCACCAGAUCUGAAUCCCUGUGCCAUGCAAGGCUUCACUGCUGCAAGCUGAGUCCCUGUGCCAUGCAAAGCCCCACUGCCACCAGAUCUGAAUCCCUGUGCCAUGCAAGGCUCCACUGCUGUCUGCUGAGUCCCUGCACCGUGCAAAGCCCCACUGCCACCAGAUCUGAAUCCCUGUGCCAUGCAAGGCUCCACUGCUGCAAGCUGAGUCCCUGUGCCAUGCAAAGUCCCACUGCCACCAGAUCUGAAUCCCUGUGCCAUGCAAGGCUCCACUGCUGCAAGCUGAAUCCCUGUGCCAUGCAAAGCCCCACUGCCACCAGAUCUGAAUCCCUGUGCCAUGCAAGGCUCCACUGCUGUCUGCUGAGUCCCUGCACCGUGCAAAGCCCCACUGCCACCAGAUCUGAAUCCCUGUGCCAUGCAAGGCUCCACUGCUGCAAGCUGAAUCCCUGUGCUAUGCAAAGCCCCACUGCCACCAGAUCUGAAUCCCUGUGCCAUGCAAGGCUCCACUGCUGCAAGCUGAGUCCCUGUGCCAUGCAAAGCUCCACUGCCACCAGAUCUGAAUCCCUGUGCCAUGCAAGGCUUCACUCCUGUCUGCUGAAUCCCUGUGCCAUGCAAGGCUUCACUGCUAUCUGCUGAGUCCCUGCGCCGUGCAAAGCCCCACUGCCACCAGAUCUGAAUUCCUGUGCCAUGCAAGGCUCCACUGCUGCAAGCUGAGUCCCUGUGCCAUGCAAAGUCCCACUGCCACCAGAUCUGAAUCCCUGUGCCAUGCAAGGCUCCACUGCUGCAAGCUGAAUCCCUGUGCCAUGCAAAGCCCCACUGCCACCAGAUCUGAAUCCCUGUGCCAUGCAAGGCUCCACUGCUGCAAGCUGAAUCCCUGUGCCAUGCAAAGCCCCACUGCCACCAGAUCUGAAUCCCUGUGCCAUGCAAGGCUCCACUGCUGCAAGCUGAAUCCCUGUGCCAUGCAAAGCCCCACUGCCACCAGAUCUGAAUCCCUGUGCCACACACAGCUCCAUUGGUGCCAGCCCUGAGUCUCUGUGCCAUGCAAGGCCCCACUGCUCCAAUCCCUGUGCAAAGCUCCACUGCUGUCUGCUGUGCUGUGCAAGGGAUUCAGGCCUGUGUCACCCCCUCCUCAUACCCCUGAAGUGCUUCUGGAGGCACACAGGGCUGUGUCUCUCCUACUGGAAUGGGAGACGGGUGUCACACAGAGGCAGCCACCCCUUCAGCCACUCAAACAUCUCCAAACAAAACGCAGACCUCACAAUCAGCUUCAUCCCUUGCCCAUAGGGUAGAGCAGGAUCCUGACCCCACUGCUGUGUUUGCCAAGCCUCCCACCAUGACCUGAACCUCCAAGGAGAAGACAUGCUGUGAAGAUCUGACAGAUGAGACACCAAUAACCUGCACAGAACUGGGGCUCUAGUGAGACCCAGUCUGAGUCCAGCCAACUCCACGAUCAGGAAGGGUCCUAGCAGGGUUCGGAAUAGAAAACAGAAACACCCUGGAGCAGCCCAAGCCCUGUUGCACACAAGGAGAAGGGAUGAGGACGAGGAUGGAUGCCUGAGUGGCUUUGAACCCGCCUGAACAGGAUCUCGGAGCAGAUGACAGCAGCUCUGCUGGCUAGACAUGCUGAGCCUCGGCUCCUCUCCCCACCAUCCGCCAGUGUCCUUCCGCUUCCCAUGCUCCUCUCUCCAGCUUUGGAUGCAGAUUCAUCUUUUCAUGUGGUGCAAACACAGCAUUUCUUUGGGUGCCAAGGACUGCGUGUAACUUGUCGGCUUGGGAGUGUUUGCAUCUUGGACCAUAAGGGAACAGAGAAUGCUGCCCAAAAUGUUUAUGGUAUUUUUAGGCUGAGACAAAUCUGUUCGAUGCUGCGAGCUCCAGUAUGAGCAUCCUGGGGAGGCUGGGCAAGGUUGCAUCGACGAGCGAGGCAGGGAACCGUGGCUGUGAAAUGCAGCAACUGAGGUGCAUGAGGCCCUGCUGUUCCCAGGAUAAGGCUACAACCAGUGCCUCAAAUAACAUCCAGAAAGAGCAUUCUGAACAAUUAGGAAGGUCAACAGACAGCUGCUUGUUGGCUGCUCGGUGCUGAGGAGGAGCGCAGCGGACGUUGGUUCAAAGCGCUCACAAAGAGACGCUUCAGGGAGGUGGAAAAAAAAAACCAAAACAACCAAAGAACCCAAAAAAAAGCCAGAUUUUUUGAGCUAGGUUGUGGGAUUGCCUGGUUUUUUCUUGAUGAAAUCAAAGCCUGAGCUCACUGCCUGAGGUGGCUGCAUUGCACCGGAGGGCUUCAAAGGCACAAAUCGCAGGUCCAAGUGGCAGGAGAGGACGGUCUGCAGCAUCCUCGCCACGCAAGCCCCAAAGUGACUAACGGUUCCACCGGUGCUAAUUGAUGCCCGCCCAUAAUGUCAAUAAUUACCCAGGCAGCCCUCGCGUUUGUCUGAAUUUGCCCAUGCGUAAAGGGAGCUGCCCACACACAGCUUGCAGCUGCUGAGUGACACACGCGUGGUUCUGUCACAUCAUCGCCACGAUGCGGCUGGGGAGCUUAGCGAGCAUCCUGUGCUCCAGAACGGGACAUGGGAACGAGGAGGAUGCGGUGGGGAUGGCCGGAGUGGGGUGUCUGAGAACAAGGCUGCUGGUUUGGAGGGAGCUGUGGGGUCGCCAGCCUCAGCAAGGGCUGGAUGCUAUGCCCUCGUCAUCCCUGCCACAGAGCUGGGUCAGAUAGGAUUCACUAAAGGCAACUCCAUCAACCCAGUGGGAGGCAGGCUGUGCUUUGAGCAGAGGUCAGAGGAGAGGCACUCAAAGGCCUCCCCAGCCAAUGUCACUUGGUGUCAGCUGCUGCUGCCCUCCUGGAGCCCCACUGUGUACAAAUGACACAGUUCACAGGGCCGGCUGCAGCUCUGGGAGAUGCUUCCGAAACCCAACCUGAUUUACCAGGAAAAUACCCAAAAAGCCACCUCCAUUUCACAGCAGUAAACCAGCACGUCACUCCAGAUGGCUUCCAACAGCACCGAAAUUUGACCAACAGAUGCCAAAUCAGCCUGGAGGUCUCCUCGUUCCCUUCAGAUCCUGCUCAGCCUCCUCCCCGCCCCAGCCCUGCUACAGGGGGACGUGGAUGUG
This is a messenger RNA of Lagopus muta (rock ptarmigan), 7008 nucleotides long. RefSeq names its product extracellular matrix protein A-like. The record is from RefSeq and is a predicted model, not a curated record. The transcript is spliced from 2 exons. The coding region runs from base 2482 to 4536 and encodes 684 amino acids. NCBI's taxonomy places the organism in Eukaryota, Metazoa, Chordata, Aves, Galliformes, Phasianidae.